AUGGAUGGUUCUUCUGGAUAUAAUCAAAUCCGCAUGUCACCAAAAGAUGAAGAACUCACUGCAUUUCGCACGCCAAAAGGUAUUUAUUGUUACAAAGUGAUGCCAUUUGGUUUAAAGAAUGAUGGCGCCACAUAUCAAAGGGCUAUGCAAAAUAUCUUUGACGACUUGAUCCAUAAAAAUGUUGAAUGUUAUGUUGAUGAUUUGGUAGUAAAGUCGAGAAAGAUGGGUGAUCAUUUGAAAGACUUAAGGAUGGUGUUUGAGUUACUCAGAAGAUAUCAACUAAGGAUGAAUCCAUUGAAAUGUGCCUUCGGAGUUAUUUCCGGCAAGUUCCUUGGCUUUAUUGUGAGACAUCGAGGAAUUGAAAUUGAUCAAGCCAAAGUCGAUGCAAUAUCAAAGAUGCCUGAACCUCGAGAUAUUCAUGAGUUAAAAAGUCUCCAAGGAAAGUUAGCCUACUUGAGAAGGUUCAUUUCAAAUCUAGCGGGGAGAUGUCAACCAUUCAGUCAUCUUAUGAAGAAAGGUGCUCCUUUUAAUUGGGACCAAACAUGUAGCGAAGCCUUUAAAAGUAUCAAAUCGUAUCUAGCGAAACCUCCGAUUUUGACAGCCCCUAUACCUGAAAAACCAUUGAUACUCUACAUUGCAGCACAAGAAAGAGCAAAUCCCAUCAAGUUUGUUAUGUCAAAACCUGUCCUUAGUGACCAACUAGCAAGAUGGUACCUCCAAUUCCAACAAUUUGAGAUUGUGUACAUCCCUCAAAAAUUCGUGAAGGGACAAGCACUAGCGGAUUUCUUAGCAGACCAUCCUAUACCAAAUGAUUGGGAGUUAACUGAUGAGUUUCCUGAUGAAGAUGCAAUGUUAAUUGAAGUUCAACCUCCUUGGAAAAUGUACUUUGACGGGGCUGCACAUCGCGGCGGAGCUGGUGCUGGUGUGGUGUUCAUCACUUCACAAGAAGAGAUUCUACCAUUCUCUUUUACUCUAAAACAAUGUUGCUCCAAUAAUGUCGCUGAAUAUCAAGCACUGAUACUUGGACUUGAAAUGGCCGUUGACAUGAAACAAUUACAUUUAGAGGUCUUUGGUGACUCUCAAUUGGUGAUUAAUCAACUCUUAGGAAGUUAUGAGGUAAAAAAGCCUGAAUUGCGACCUUAUCAUGAUUAUGCUCAAAAGUUGAUAAGAUGGCUUCGAGAUGUAACCCUUCAACAUGUGCGUCGAACAGAGAAUAAGAAAGCUGAUGCAUUGGCUACUUUAGCUUCAACGCUAACCCUUCCUGAUCAAACGCAAGUAACUGUCUGUCAAAAAUGGAUAGUACCACCGUCAAAUGAGGAAGAAUAUAUCGAAAAUAAGCUUGAUCAUAUCGUCGCCAUUGUUGAAGCUGCGAAGGAAGAUUGGAGACAACCCAUCAUUGACUACCUAUGUUAUGGGAUACUUCCAGAAAAUCCAAGAAGAAGAACUAAUAUACGUCGUCGUGCACCUCGUUUCCUUUACUACAAGGAUACAUCAUAUAGAAGAUCAUUUGAGGGUAUGUUAUUACGAUGUUUGGGAGAGGAAGAAGCGAUUCAAGCUCUGCAAGAAGCAUACUUAGGAGUAUGUGGAUCACAUCAAUCUGGACCAAAACUUCAUUUUCACAUAAAGAGGAUGGGGACUAUUACCAAAGUCUUCAAAGAGAAUGUUGCAAAUUUUAUCCGAGUAAAUAUUAUGUAUCGCUUUGGCAUCCCUCGAUAUAUAAUAACAGACAAUGGCAAACCAUUUGAUAACAAGCUAAUGAACAAGAUUUGUGAUCUUUUUGACUUUAAGCAGCAUAAAUCUUCUAUGUACCAUGCUGCUGCUAAUGGUCUUGCUGAAGCAUUCAAUAAGACUCUAUGCAACCUGCUCAAGAAAGUUGUCUCCAAAUCCAAACGGGAUUGGCAUGAAAGAAUGGAAGAAGCUUUGUGGGCAUAUAGGACAACAUAUCGCACACCAACUCAAGCAACACCAUAUUCACUUGCUUUAAGAGUUGAAGCAGUCCUGCCACUCGAGCAUCAAAUACCCUCCUUAAGACUUGCUAUUCAAUAA
Molecule: messenger RNA, 2046 nt
Organism: Solanum lycopersicum (tomato)
Lineage: Eukaryota; Viridiplantae; Streptophyta; Magnoliopsida; Solanales; Solanaceae
Source: RefSeq, a predicted model, not a curated record